Aethina tumida (small hive beetle) is the source of this 1754-nucleotide messenger RNA. Its product is annotated as EH domain-containing protein 3. Gene Ontology annotation, molecular function: protein binding; calcium ion binding; GTP binding. Gene Ontology annotation, biological process: endocytosis; endosomal transport. Lineage: Eukaryota; Metazoa; Arthropoda; Insecta; Coleoptera; Nitidulidae. The transcript is spliced from 5 exons. Gene Ontology annotation, cellular component: cytoplasm; plasma membrane. Bases 44 to 1702 code for a protein of 552 amino acids. The record is from RefSeq and is a predicted model, not a curated record.
UUUUACUUUUUAUUUUAUAUUUAUAUUUUUUAGAGGCGCAACUAUGUUUUCCUUUAUAAACAAGCAGCAAGACUCGAGGAAGCCAGAAGUUUACACUACGGUUCUCGAAGGUCUAAAAACAAUUUACAAAGAAAAACUGCUGCCAGUGGAACAACUAUACAAUUUUCACGAUUUCCACUCUCCACAACUGGAGGACAAUGAUUUCGAUUCGACGCCGAUGAUUCUUCUCGUUGGUCAAUAUUCAACUGGAAAGACGACAUUGAUAAAGUUUUUACUAGAAAGAGAAUUCCCAGGUAUGAGAGUUGGACCGGAGCCAACAACUGACAGAUUUGUCGCCGUCAUGUAUGAUAAAAACGAGGGCAUGAUUCCGGGUAACGCGUUGAUCGUGGAUCCCAAAAAACAAUUUAAACCCUUGGCCAAAUUCGGCAAUUCGUUUCUUAACCGCUUCCAGUGUUCGCUGGUGAAUUCACCCGUGUUGAGGAACAUGACUAUCAUUGACACUCCCGGAAUACUUUCCGGCGAAAAGCAACGCAUUGAUCGAGGAUAUGAUUUCAUAGGUGUGCUUGAAUGGUUUGCGGAGAGAGUAGACAGGAUUAUAUUGCUGUUUGAUGCACAUAAGCUGGAUAUUUCCGACGAGUUCAGGAGAGCCAUAGAAGCACUCAGAGGACACGACGAUAAAAUUAGGAUUGUUUUAAAUAAGGCCGAUAUGAUAGACAGCAAUCAGUUAUUGAGAGUUUACGGCGCUAUGAUGUGGUCCCUGGGGAAAGUGCUCAGAUAUCCCGAAGUGUCUCGAGUUUAUAUUGGUUCAUUUUGGGAUCAACCGUUGCAAUAUGACUUUAACCGGAAACUAUUUGAAGAGGAGGAACAAAAUCUUUUUAGAGAUUUACAGUCUUUGCCUAAGAACACCGUGCUGAGAAGACUGAAUGAUUUAAUUAAACGGGCACGAAUGGCGAAAGUUCACGCGUACAUAAUUUCAGAACUUAAAAAAGACAUGCCCAUCAUAUUCAGAAAAGAUUCUAAGAAAACACACCUCAUUAAACAUCUGAAUGAUAUUUAUUUGCGAAUACAGAGGCAAUACAUGUUUCCUGCUGGAGAUUUUCCUGAUAUAAAAAAAAUGCAGGACAUUCUUAUUCAUCAAGACUUUAAUAAAUUCGAGUGCCUUAACAAAAAAUUGGUUGAUGCAGUCGACGAAACUUUAAAUUACGACAUUUCAUCUUUAAUGACUAAGUUUAGUCUUGAGUCUGAAGAUUCGCAAGACAUUGAAGGUCUCCAUUUAACUUUAAUCAUGACAGUGAUUAAAUAUUUUAAAUUUUUAUGGUGUUUAGGGGGUGCAUUUGCUCGAGUCUCAUCUAUAGAGUCACCGUUUGGUUAUAUGAGAGGUGAGGGUGUUGAUGCGGGUUCUGGAGAGUCGGAGUGGGUUGUAAACAAGGACCGAACACUAUACGAUAAAAAAUUUAAUGAGAUGAAUCCUAUUGAUGGUAAAAUCACAGCCUCAGUCGCAAAAGAUGAAAUGAUUAAGUCGAAGUUGCCGAAUUCUGUUUUGAGUAAGAUUUGGAAAUUGAGUGAUUUAGACAAAGAUGAUAUGUUGGAUUCGGAGGAGUUCGCUUUGGCUAUGUACUUGAUUAAAAUUAAACUAGAAGGGAACAAUUUACCUAAUGAAUUACCGGCACAUCUAGUUCCUCCGUCGAAGAGACAAGAUUAGAUUUAUUACAAUUAUUAUACAAAUAAAUAAAUUUACGUAUAUAUUUUUACAA